AUGAGAUUUCUGAUCUUCGCUUUCCUUGUUACUUUGGGUGAGUAAUAUUUGGUAGUGUUUUAAUAUUUACUGAACCAUCUUUACCAUUUUAUUUUAGUGCUUUGCCAAGAGAUUCCUCAGGCAGGAAUUCCCGGCCAAUUUGGCAACCCAGCUCUUCCAAGCAUCCCAGGUCAACCACCAAAUAUUAAUGGAAAUUCAGGCCAACAAGGAAUUCCCGGGAUCAGCGGACUCCCCGGACUUCUGACCCCUCCACCUGGCUUUAAUGGUCAAUUGGGAGGGCUCCCUAAUGGAUUAAAUGGACAGCCAGGAAUCCCAGCUGGCUCGAAUGGAGUUUCCAAUCCAUUUGCUGUCUCUAGGAAACGCUGA
Molecule: messenger RNA, 366 nt
Organism: Bursaphelenchus xylophilus (pine wood nematode)
Lineage: Eukaryota; Metazoa; Nematoda; Chromadorea; Rhabditida; Aphelenchoididae
Source: the annotation of a GenBank genome assembly